CGUCCCCGUCUCUAGUCGGCCAUUUUGACUUGAGAAAAAUGUCCUAAUCUUUUCUGCUCACAUUUUGAGGAUCUGAAAGGGACAGCAGUGCUGGACAGGGCUGCUGGAGGUGACAGCAUAGAAAUCUAUGAAUGUACAGCGAUGCCAACCAAAUAUCAGAUCUCCCCUCUGACACCUUAUAGGACAGGUCUGAUCAGAGAUCACUGCUGUUAGUCUGACACCCAGAAGUCUUACUGGCACUCUUUCUCUUUUCUCUGUAGGCUGCUGCAGUCAUGUUUUGGAAGUUCGACCUGCACAACAACUCUCAGGUUGAGAAGCUUUUGGAAAAGGAGGAUGUGACCCUGCAAGAGCUUCUGGAUGAAGACGAUGUGCUACAGGAGUGUAAGGCCCAGAAUCAACGCCUGCUCGUCUUCCUCACACAGGACAGCAGCAUGCUGGAGCUCAUCAAUCUCAUUACACAUGAGCCACCUACUGACCAGGAGGAGAAACUGCGCUACAAAUACGCUAAUACAGCAUGUGAACUGUUGACGUGCGAUGUGUCCCUCAUCAACGAUAGAAUGGGCGGAGACGAAUCUUUGCUCAACACACUCUAUAACUUCCUAGAGCAGACCCCGCCCAUGAACCCACUACUGGCCUCAUUCUUCAGUAAGACCAUCGGCAAUCUCAUCAGCCGCAAAACCGAACAGGUGAUCGGUUUCCUAAAGAAGAAGGAGGAUUUUCUCGGACAGGUGUUGAAACACAUGGACGCGUCAGCCAUGAUGGAUCUGGUGCUGCGUCUCAUCAGCAGUGUAGAGUCGGCUACUGUCAGACAGGAAGUACUCAGUUGGCUGAAUGAGGAAAAACUGAUUGAGAGGCUCAUUGAACUGAUUCAUCCUCAAUAUGAUGAUCAGAGGCAGUCAAACGCAUCUCAAGCCCUGUGUGACAUCAUCCGUCUGAGCAGAGAUCAGACCGGUCUAAUGCCGGACAACAAUGAGCUCGACCCUCUGCUCACAACACUAGAACUACAACAGAACGUGGAGGCUCUCCUGAAAAACAUGUUUGGAGGUGAGAGGAGUGAAGUCUGUAUCGUGUACGGGACGUUGGUGUUACUGACAUUGUUGGAAACUCGUAGACCAGGUAUAGAGCAGAUCAUUGACCCAUGUUCUCAGGGACUGGAGAAGUCUUACACUGUAAACAACAGCAUAUUAAUGGGAAUCCAACCACAACUAAAACUCUUCCACCAUCUUUUGUUAAACCCACCCAAGAAAUGUGUGAUGUUGACCACUAUGGGUGUCUUAGAGGAGCCAUUCGGCAACGCUCGACUGCAUGCGGUCAGACUUAUGGCUGCUCUGCUGUACACAAGAGCUCCCAGAAUUCACCACGAACUGUGUCGACUCAACAUGAUCAACCUGCUGCUGGACUUGUUUUUUAAAUUCUCCUGGAAUAACUUCUUACAUAUCCAAGUGGAGCACUGUAUCUCAGCCAUCCUUAACCCAACGACACUAAAUGGAAAACUGCCGGAUACUCCGGAUCAGACUGAGAAUCAGCUGGAAAAUUUGCACACGGAGACGCAAACCUCUGACGGAUGUGAUAUGUUCACACACUACGACCUGAUCAAACAUCUUAUAAAGGACUGCAGGCUGAUUCAGAGGAUCUUGGAUGCCUGGGAAGAAAAUGACAAAACGCAGGAAGCUGGAGGCAUGAGAAAGGGCUACAUGGGUCACCUGACCAGGAUUGCCAACACAGUGGUACAAAGUGCAGACAAAGAGCCGGAACAGACCCAAAUAACAGAGUUAAUAAAAGAGUUACCAGAGAACUAUAAAGAGCGCUGGGAACAUUUUGUGAAUGAUGCGCUAACAGAAACUAACAAGAAGAACGCAGCAGACCUGGUUUUCUCAGAUUAUCAGAUUCAACAGAUGACUGCAAACUUUGUUGAUCAGUUUGGAAUGAACGAUGAUGAAUUUGGAGAACAUGAUGGCACCAUCAGCGCCACAUUUGAUCGAAUUACAGAGAUAAACUUUAACCUGGUGGAUGAGGGGGCAAGCUCUGCCAUGUUUGAAACUCGUGCAAAGGAGAGAAUUCGCCAGUUUGAUGAGGAGGAGGAGGAAGAUAUUUGGGAAGAUAAAGAAAUCAACUAUGCAACGCGCAAACAAGUUAAAGCACGAAGCAGGUUUGGAUUGAUGACCAGUGAUCAGAAGAGUGAAGCUGAUGGUGGCUCUCAUAGGCAUUUGGGGUCACCUGACUUGGAGUGGUAUCCAGAAUCAAAACAAACUCCAGAGAAUGCCAAAAAUCUGGACAUGGACAAGCAAUGCGGUGGUCCUCAAAGUUCGGGAUGGAUAGCGAGUUUUGAAGAUGACUUCAACUGCCGGGACUUUGCGAGUAUCGCCAUGGAUACGGGAUCCAGCGUGUGGGGCAGCACAACCAAUCAGCUCAGUGAGACGGAGGAGAAAGGAUGGGCGACGUUCGGUGACUUCCAGCCGUUCUGCUGUUCAGAUACAGGACCCAGAUGCAGUUCACCGGUGGACUCGCAAAAUCCAGGCAAACAGAGCCAGAACGAUGAAGUCAAAGGUUCAGCGUGUGUGUGGAGCGUGUGUGGAUCGAGGAAGGCUCCGCUCGUGGCGUCAGAUAGCAGCUCCAGUGAUACAGACAGUGAGGAAGAGGAGGAGAAAACCAACACCAUCGAAACGGUCGCCAUCGGCAAAGCCAAGGAUGCAGUUAAACUCGGUGGGGACGCAAAGAAUGAGAAAGUAUUCAGCAGAAAAAAUAACAGUCUACAUAUGGUCCCAUCUGCUGAGGUCAAACCGUACCUGAAGGAUCACUACUUAUCUAAACGCAUCACUGACGUCAAUCUUCUGUCUCUUUCUGCUCUUCCACAUGGACUCGACCAGCAGGAGUGGAUUGCAACAAACACUGUUUCGUUCUUUCACAACACAACCAUCAUCCUCGGCGCACUGUCGGAUUUCUGCUCAACGACAACAUGUCCAGCAACCAAAGGCCCCAGAAACAUUCUGUAUGAAUGGACAGAUGAUCAGGGCAAGAAGAUGAAGUGUUUAGCACCCCAAUACAUCGACUACGCCAUGUGUUACAUCCAAGAGCUUCUCACAGAUGAGCGAGUCUUUCCCUCCAAAAGUGGUUUAUCAUUUCCUCCUGGAUUUCCAUUCCUGAUCCAGAAGGUCUUUGUAAUGCUCUUCCGUACUCUGGCUCAUAUGUUUAGUGCACAUUAUCAAGACAGCGUCACCAUGGAGUUACACCCUCAUCUCAACACCCUCAUGUUACACUUCAUCACCUUCAGCCACACAUUUAAACUCUUGGACCCUGCGGAGACGGCACCAAUCGAUGACCUCAUCGCUGUGCUCACGCGCUGAAUAAACACGCUGUUUAAAUCAAAGCUGAUGAUGUUAGGGAAUGCACUCCUGUAAUGUGUCAAUCAACUGCAUACUGGACUUUGAUUGGACCGUUCAGUAGUCUUUCCCGCCUAUUUCAGUGCCAACUGUGAACGUGAGUCAUUUUCUUUUGGACACCUGCCAUCCCGUCGUACUAGGGAAUCUACAUUGUUGCGCCUUGCAAAUUCCAAUCAAAUUCCUUAUCGACAUAUUUGUCUGCAACAAUGUUUAAAAGUAUGACAGCUAUUUCAUCUGGUACUACUGGAAAAAAACAUACUGUACUGUAUAACCGAAUGCAAUGCUUUGUGUCCAAAACAGACUUUUUGUCCAGACCAGACACAGCCAUUUACAUGUCACGCCUGGGAAAGAUAUGUUAAUAGUGAAAAUGUCACAUGGCAUGCUGUGGCACAACAGUUGCACUUGAAGCACAAAACAAAUGAUUCACGAAUCACUGACUCAAUGAAUCAUUCACAAAUCCCAUUUUACACAGACAUCACCUAUGUUGAUUCAGAAUAUAAUGAAGGAUUAAUGUAUAUAAAGUUAUAUGUAUUUAAGUAUCUACACUAGAAUAGUGACGUGGUUAUAUACAUCAAUAAUAUACUGUUGUUUGUCUCGUAUCGAUUGUCUCAUGUUGGUUAGUGUUGCAUAUAUCUUUGGGUCAGAAGGAUUUGUAUGGAAACGAGAUCCAAGACUUUCUUCUUUAUCCAAAAUGUAAAUGAAUGCUCAUGAAUGAAGAGCCCUUAGGAUAUCUGAAAUAUACACACACACUGUAUUUGCAGGAGUGAUCUGGUCUGACUGGUUCCCAUGAGGAAUAAGAUCUGUUGAAGGACAGACGCACACACAUAUGCAUGCACGCGCACACACAUUACACUGAAAAAAAUUAUUCAUUGAAUUUAAUCAAUUUUUUUAAGGUAUGUGGUUGCAAUCAAUUUAUUUAAGCUACAUUUAAACAAAAGUUUUAUAUUUUAUUUUACGUUACUAAUAGUGCUGGGCAAAGAUUAAUCGCGAUUAAUCGCAUACAAAAUACAAGUCUUUUUUUACAUAAUAUAUGUGUGUGUACUGUGUGUAAUUAUUAAGUAUAUUUAACCACACACACAUACAUAUAUUCAUUUCAGAAUUUUUUUAUUUAUAUAUAAUAAUAAAAAAUUAUGUAUCAUAUAGAAUAUAUUCAAAUAUGAAUUAAUAUAUAUACACAUGUAAAUGUUUCUUAAAUACAUACAUGAAUGUGUGUGUAUUAACAUAUAAAAAAUAAUUACACACAGCACACACUCAUAUAUUAUGCAAAAAAUCACUUUUAUUUUGUAUGCGAUUAAUCUUUGCCCAGCACUAGUUACUAAUCUUUUUUGUUUAAAUGUAGCUUAAAUAAAUUGAUUGCAACCACUUACCUUAAAAAAUUGAUUAAAUUCAAUGAAUAAUUUUUUUCAGUGUAGGUCUUUGUCCUGCAUUAAAAAGUAGCACGUUCAAGCUGAAAAUUAAUAUUUAUGUGCAAAGUAUUUUAGCAAGAAGUCAUUUGAAUAAAUUCAAAUAUAAGUCGUAUGAAAAACAGUCUGUAGUAGCAUGCAACAAUAAACAUUUCAAACUGUUACACUGUAAACACACGAGCUCAAUGUGUUAAAAUGUGUUGUUCCUGCAGGGGGCAGCAAAGCGUUUCUUUAGCCCCAACAACAACAAGCACACACUUCAACCAAAUGACAUGACGUCAAAGGCUGUUAAAACUGAAACCCUUUGAAACAGUGUUUAAAUAAGUAUCAGAAAUAAUGAAACAUCUCAUAAAUGUGCAGAUUUGGUUAAUAUAUCUUUCUGAAGGGAAUCUGAUGAUGCUUUGAGAAAGUAAAAUGAGUGAUCGUGUAGAGUUUUAGCAAAUCAUUUGACUGUAAUUCACAAACUUUUUCCAUCCUGCACUGUGAAUGUUAAUAUGGUGCAUUCAAUAAUAAAACACAUCGCUGUUUGU
This is a messenger RNA of Misgurnus anguillicaudatus (oriental weatherfish), 5313 nucleotides long. The record is from RefSeq and is a predicted model, not a curated record. Lineage: Eukaryota; Metazoa; Chordata; Actinopteri; Cypriniformes; Cobitidae.